CCAGUCUCAGGAGCCCCUCGCCCGGCAGUGAGCAGCCGAGGGAGCGCGCGGCUCCCCGCGCCCCGGCGCCAUGGCCGGGCUCAUCAAGAAGCAGAUCCUGAAGCACCUCUCCAGAUUUACCAAAAAUUUAUCUCCUGACAAGAUAAAUCUAAGUACCCUUAAGGGAGAAGGUGAACUGAAAAAUUUGGAGUUGGAUGAAGAGGUGCUUCAGAAUAUGUUGGAUUUGCCGACAUGGCUAGCUAUCAACAAAGUUUUUUGUAAUAAAGCAUCUAUUAGGAUUCCAUGGACAAAACUGAAAACACAUCCCAUCUGUUUGUCCUUGGAUAAAGUAAUAAUGGAAAUGAGUACAUGUGAAGAACCACGAGCACCUAAUGGUCCAUCGCCAAUUGCAACUGCUUCCGGACAAAGUGAAUAUGGCUUUGCUGAAAAAGUAGUUGAGGGAAUUACUGUUUCUGUGAGUUCCAUCGUGAUUCGCAUUGGAGCAAAAGCCUUUAACGCGUCCUUUGAACUUUCCCAGCUUCGGAUCUAUAGUGUAAAUACAAAGUGGGAACAUGGAGACUUAAGAUUUACACGAAUUCAGGAUCCACAGAGAGGGGAGGUUUUGACAUUUAAAGAAAUAAAUUGGCAGAUGAUUCGAAUAGAGGCAGAUGCUACCACAAGUUCACAUCUCGAAAUUAUGUGUGCUCCUGUACGACUAAUAACCAACCAAUCAAAAAUCAGAGUUACACUUAAAAGACGAUUAAAGGACUGCAAUGUCAUAGCAACUAAAUUAGUUCUGAUGUUGGAUGACUUAUUAUGGGUUUUAACGAAUUCCCAGUUGAAGGCUAUGGUACAAUAUGCAAAGUCUCUUAGCGAAGCUAUAGAAAAAUCCACAGAACAAAGAAAGAGUAUGGCUCCUGAACCAUCACAGACCUCUACAGUAACCCCAUCUACCCAGCAAGUGAAGACACCACAGACUUCAAAUGUUCCUGACCUAAAUGAUGCAAUUGUGAAACUGUUCAAUGACUUCGAUGUUAAAGAAACCUCUCAUCAUUUAGUGAUUUCUCAUUUAGAUCUACACAUAUGUGAUGAUAUUCAUGCUAAAGAAAAAGAAUCAAACAGACGUAUUACUGGAGGGGCUAUGCAACUGUCUUUUAAUCAACUAACUAUAGAUUAUUAUCCUUAUCACAAAGCAGGAGAUAGUUGUAAUCACUGGAUGUAUUUUAGUGAUGCAACUAAAACAAAAAAUGGAUGGGCCAAUGAGUUGUUACAUGAAUUUGAAUGCAACGUUGAAAUGCUUAAACAGGCUGUAAAGGAUCAUAAUGUAGGUUCACCUCCUAAAUCCCCAACACAUGCCUCUCCCCAGCACACACAAACAGAAAAAGACUUAGUACUGAAAGGGACUUCCACAACAACUUCAGUAUUAUCUCAACAAUCCAAGGCAAAGUUAAUGUCCAGUUCUGUUGUGGUUAGGCUUGGUGAUUUCAAUAUAUACCAGGUCUCCACAGCAGAACAAUGUCGUUCUUCUCCCAAAAGUAUGAUUUCUUGCAAUAAAAAAUCCUUGUAUCUUCCACAAGAAAUGUCAGCUGUUUAUAUAGAAUUCACAGAAUAUUAUUACCCAGAUGGGAAGGAUUUUCCAAUUCCAUCUCCCAACCUUUAUAGCCAACUGAAUGCACUACAGUUUACUGUGGAUGAAAGAAGUAUUCUUUGGUUAAAUCAAUUUCUGUUGGAUUUAAAACAGAGUCUUAAUCAAUUUAUGGCUGUGUACAAGUUGAAUGACAAUUCAAAAUCUGAUGAACAUGUUGAUAUUCGAGUUGAUGGCUUAAUGUUAAAGUUUGUUAUUCCCUCUGAAAUGAAAUCUGAAUCUCAUAGAGAUCAGCCACGUGCAAUUUCUGUUCAGAGCUCUGAAAUGAUUGCCACAAAUACAAGACAUUGUCCAAACUGUCGGCAUUCUGAUCUAGAAGCUUUGUUUCAAGACUUUAAAGAUUGUGAUUUUUUCAGUAAAACAUAUACCAGCUUCCCCAAGUCUUGUGACAAUUUUAAUCUUCUGCAUCCAAUUUUCCAGAGACAUGCUCAUGAGCAAGAUACCAAAAUGCAUGAAGUUUAUAAAGGAAAUAUUACUCCCAAGUUGAAUAAACACACACUUAAAACUUCUGCUGCCACAGAUGUCUGGGCUGUGCACUUUUCUCAAUUUUGGAUAGAUUAUGAAGGCAUGAAAAGUGGAAAGGGACGGCCAGUAAGUUUUGUAGAGUCUUUCCCGCUUUCUAUCUGGAUUUGUAAACCUGCAAGGUAUGCAGCGUCACAGAAAGAGCUGCAGCCUUGUAGUCAAGUAUCUUUAAAUACAUCACAAAGUGAAUCCAGUGAUUUGAGUGGCCGACUGAAGAGGAAGAGGCUCUUGAAGGAGUAUUACAGUACAGAGUCUGAGCCCUUGACUGAUGGUCAUCAGAAAUCUCCUUCAAAUACAUUUUUAAAAUUUUCCGCUUCAUCAGAUGCAGACAUUCAUGUCUUGGCUCAUGUUCAUAAGCAUGUCAGCGUGCAGAUUAAUCACUACCAGUAUCUGCUCCUGCUUUUCCUCCACGAGUCACUUAUACUACUUUCAGAGAACUUGAGGAAAGAUGUGGAAGCUGUGACUGGCAAACCUGCUAGUGAGACAUCCAUUUGCAUUGGAAUUUUACUUAAAAGCGCAGACGUGGCUCUUUUGCUACAUCCAGUGGAUCAAGCAAAUACUGUUAAGGCUCAUGUUUGUGAAAAUACGAGCCCAGUGGUUUCUGAUUAUUUGCCAACAGAAAAUGGAAAGGUUUUGUCUUCAAAGAGAAAACAAGUUAGUAGUCGUAUAAGUCAAAGUAAUCCUAUGUCAGACAACAGAUCUUUGAGUGUUGACCUCAGCCAUGUCCCUUUGAAGGAACCUUUGCUUUUUAAAUCAGCUAGUGAUACAAAUCUGCAAAAAGGUAUUUCUUCUCUGGAUUAUUUAUCAGAUAAAAAUUUAGGAAAAAUAAGCGAAGAUGAAAGUAGUGGAAUUGUUUGUAAAAGUGGCUCAGGAGAAAUUCGAUUAGAAAGAAAUGACAAGAAGGAUUCAUCUUAUACAAAUUCAAAUAGUGUCUUAAACCACAGAGAAGAUUCAAGGAAGCUGUCAUUUGAUAAUGAUGGUAAUCAAAACAUACUUUCAAAUAGUUUAACUAGUAAAGAAAAUGAAGCCAUGGAGUCGAUCUUGAAGACUGAAGAUUUGCUUCCAGAAACAACUUCACUUUCGGAGAACCUGGAAAUCAGUAAAGAACAACUAGCACCCAUAGUUAGGACACUGAAAUCACAGACAUAUUUAAGUGGAAAAUCUAAGGAACGUUGCUCACCCAACCUGGCUCCACUCUGUGUUUCUCACAAGAACAUGGAAAGAAGCUCCUCACAAAUCUCAUUGGAUACUGUUUCUGUUGACAGCAAUAUAUUGGAAGAACAGUUGUUAGAAAGUGAUGGCAGUGAUAGCCACAUAGUUUUGGAAAAAGGUAUUAAGAAGAACUUGGCUACAAUUUACCAGAGCCCCGCAGAAACUGCAAAUGCCAGUACAAAUAUACAGAAUUAUGGUGCAAUCUCUCCAGAUGCCAUCAGCACAAAUUCAGAGGGUGCUCAAGAAAAUCAGGAUGACUUGAUGUCAGUUGUGGUGUUUAAAAUUACUGGUGUUAAUGCGGAAAUUGAUAUCCGGGGAGAAGAUACUGAAAUCUGUCUUCAGGUGGACCAAGUGAUACCAGAUCAGUUAGGCAAUAUCAGUCUUCGGCAUUACCUUGGUAAUCGUCCAGUAGGUUCAGAUCAUAAAGUUGUAUUUAAUUCCAAAUCCUCUCCUGAGAUUACACUGAGAUUUGAAAGUGGGCCUGCUGCUGUGAUACAUUCUUUGCUUGCAGAAAAAAAUGGAUUUCUGCAAUGCCAUAUAAAAAACUUUAGUACUGAGUUUCUUACAUCUUCUCUUAUGAAUCUUCAACAUUUUUUUGAAGAUGAAACUGUUGCAACAGUGAUGCCAAUGAAGAUACAAGUUUCUAACACAAAAAUAAAUUUAAAAGAUGACAGUCCUCAUAGUAGUACAAUAUCUCUUGAACCAGCUCCUGUAACCAUUCAUAUUGAUCAUCUUAUGAUAGAGAGAUAUGAUGAUGGCUCUUUUCAUAUCAGAGAUUCUCAGAUGCUUAACACUGGGAAUGAGUUGAAAGAAAAUGUCAAAAGUCAUUCACUGCUGCUAACCAGUGGAAAGUAUGAUCUGAAGAAACAAUGUGGUGUCACCCAGGCCACUCAGACCAGCCCGGAGGUCCCUUGUCCUUCUCAGUCACCUAACUUUCCUGAGUCUUCCUUUGACUUCACUAGAGAACAGCUCAUGGAAGAGAAUGAAUAUCUUAAGCAAGAAUUGGCUAAAGCUAAAAUGGCUCUUGUAGAGGCUCACUUGGAAAAAGAUGCUCUUCUUCAUCAUAUAAAGAAGAUGACAGCUGAAUAGCAGGAAUGACAGUCAAAAACUCAAAUUAUAGCUCCAGACUAGGGAGGUGUUACAUUUAUUAAUGUGAUGUUUGUUAUCAAUUAGUACAAGACUUUCUUUUUCAUGAAAAGACAAUAAAGUGGAAUGGAAUGGAAUGAAAUGACUAUUCAAAGAUGGUUUUGAAAGUUUUAGGUACAGGCAUUACAAUCUUUUGGUUGUUUUGUAUUUUGGCAUUUAACCUUCUUUCAAACUGCUGUAUUAUGGGAAAUUCAGCACAUACUAUAAAAUAAUUACAUGCCUAAUGAAAAUAGGAUGUCAUUUCCUAAUUUUGAUACCACAUUUUAAAAAAAGAAAUGAAAACCUAAUGUGUCCCAUAGGUUGCUGAAUUUAUAAUUACUCAUUAAUAAUUUACUGUUAUCAACAGUCAAAUGCUUUUAGGACUCAUACAAAAUAGCAGGAGGCUUACAUUUUAAAUGUCAUUAAAAUUAUGUAAUUAAAUCUAGAAUUAUUUAAUGAUUGUAAAAAGACAGCAAAAAUUAAUAAAUUAUGUAAUU
Molecule: messenger RNA, 4980 nt
Organism: Talpa occidentalis (Iberian mole)
Lineage: Eukaryota; Metazoa; Chordata; Mammalia; Eulipotyphla; Talpidae
Gene: BLTP3B
Product: bridge-like lipid transfer protein family member 3B
Exons: 21
Coding region: 71-4447 (1458 amino acids)
Source: RefSeq, a predicted model, not a curated record